Aedes albopictus (Asian tiger mosquito) is the source of this 4930-nucleotide messenger RNA. RefSeq lists its product as uncharacterized. Gene Ontology annotation, biological process: G protein-coupled receptor signaling pathway. Bases 1872 to 2531 code for a protein of 219 amino acids. The record is from RefSeq and is a predicted model, not a curated record. Lineage: Eukaryota; Metazoa; Arthropoda; Insecta; Diptera; Culicidae. Gene Ontology annotation, cellular component: neuron projection. The transcript is spliced from 7 exons.
AGCAUCUCUAAUCGUCAAUCCGUCUUUGCUUCUAUCCUACCAUUGCAAUCCUAGAAUGCAAACUCAAAACAACCACCUGCUCCACGCCGGAAAACUCGGGUGCUCUCGGAUUUUCCGAAUUUUCUCAAUUGCGCUACAGGACCCAUUGAUGAUCCUUUUCCUCUCCGCCUCAGAGCGAGAGAGAUUGCGAAAGAAACUGAGAGUUAUCCUUUAACCAACUUUCGAUGAUGAUAAUGACGAUGACUGCCACCCACACCACUGACUGACUGGGGGGCCGCGUGUACCGAACCAGCUGGUCGGACCUGUGGAUAGCAAGCAGCUUGGAGAAGGCCUAUACUCCAUGGUACGGAACGGAACGGACUCCUCCGCAGGUUGCAACCGACACUGGCUCCGGCAGUUUAUUUCGGUACUUCGGGCGAAUCUGGUGCUUCGAAGCAGCAGCUCUCGGGUGCGCGCGUGGAGGACUAACGUGGUGGAGUGAUCGGUUCAAGGUGCACGCAAUAACGCAACUGUCGCGAUUUGCGAGGACGACGACGACGAAGACGACGGAAGGUGCUAGUCGGUGAACGUGACUGACAGACAACGGCGCGUGAUUAUAAAUAGAUUAAUCUGAGGAAAGCACCCUACCUAUUUAGAUGGACCAUCAGUUCGGAGAUUUCGGUGCGCUCAACCAGCAGAUAACAAGCAGCACACUAUCCAAGAUUUAUGGUGAUUAACUGGUCCGCCUGGAUGUCGUGACGGAUAACGAUUAGCGACCGCCGUGCGGCGUUCUUUCUAUACCUACUAGGUACUAGGAAGCAAGACUAUUAGGCAGGCCCACUCACGCCCCACCCCUCCCCAGGUGCACUGUUUGUGAAGAGAUACAUAAUUUACUAGUCUGACAACGACAGACCACGGACGGUGGGUUCGGUAGAAGUGGUGGUUGAUAUUGAGUGGCUGUGCGGUGUGUGUACCCAAUCAAGUGAAAAUUAAGGAAAAACGAGGCAACUUCGAAAUUGGAUUAUCUCACAUGUGAUCUAACCGUAACAUCAGCCAACAAAGGGGGCGAAAUGCAGCCGUUGCUGCAGCCUCAGAAACAGCAGUCAGUAAUGGUUCCAGCAGUACCGUUGAGGCCCUCCUCGCCAUCCUCACAUGUUGAAGUUGUUGAAGAGUAUACGUGUAGUGUGUUCACAAGGGAAUAGAGCUAGUGGAUGCUGCAUGCCGACCCUAGCCAGCGUGCGAAGCGCUGAUGCUGUGAAGUGUUUGGUGAUGUUGUUUAUUGAAUACAUAUAGUGGUUGAAACCAGAAGCAGUGGCAGAAGCCUUCCGUACCGGCAGGCAGCCGCAAAGGCAGCAGUCGUCAGCCUCAUCCGCAGAGUCAUCAGAAAGAAGUGUGGGAAAAUAAGUUCAGUGAAAAGUGAAAUCAAAUUUCCACUGCCUGCUCUGCCGCGCCGAGAGGAAUAGUGACCGGCAAGAGAUGGAAUCAGUUGGAAGCUAGAAUCUUAAGCCCCGGAGCAAUAGCAAUACAUAGUUUGUGUGCUUGUUUGUUUUUAUGUUCUUUUUUCCUGGUUUCAUCGACCAUGGUUUGGUUUUUCACGAUGUGCUGAUUUUCAAUAGGAAAGAAGUGAAUUGAGCUCAUUGGGAGACGUGAUUGAGUGGAGGUGAAAUGGCUUUCCCAGCCAGUUGCGGGCAAUGUACGGAUUGCGGCGAUCGGCGGAUUCGCUUCGACUGUAGUGUUUGUUAUCUUUGAUUUAGCAAAGUGUAGAGAGCAAAAAGUGUUCAAUCAGUUGUCCCUCUAUUCGCUCUGUUGUGUCAACGAGCAAAAGAAGUUGCUAACAUAUCGGUGGUAAGCAGUAGAACGACGGAAGCAUACCAAGCACAACGUAGGAAACUAUGUUGGCCUUACAUCACAUGACACCGGGAGAAGUGUCGCAAAUAACGAAUUUGCACACGCUCAUCCUGGAAAUCAACAGCGAAGUGGCACUGUUUAGGGAUCUUCUAAUACACGUCGGUCAGGCGCGAGACUGUCCGGAGCUGCGGGAAAAGAUACGGAAACUGCGGCGAUCGUGCGUGGAAGCAUGCAAACACACGGCCGCCCUGAUACUGCCGCAGAUCCGACAAGCCCUCGCCGAAGGAAUUUUGGCGGACAACCCCCACCUGGUACUGCUCUUCUACCUGUCCCAGCUGUUUCUACGAGAACUGAUCAAAAGCCACCGGCUGGUGCAGGUCAUUCCUAUGGAUAUGUCCGGAUAUUAUGAAAACCGAGCCGGGCCGUCCAAUCUGGGGAACGUGAUAAGUCAGAUAUUGCUGUGUAAGCAAAUUACCCCCGACUUCAACCAGGAAGAGCUGUGCAGUAUAACGAAGGACUCGCAGGAGAUUGCCCGGAUAUUGCAGGACCUGCAGGAGUUCAUGCCACAACAGGAGACAUAUUUAGAGCGCACGAUUGCCCUAACGGCCGAAAUCAACGGACCAUGGCCAGCGAAACGCCGACGAGGAUCCCUCUACAAAAACAUGGGCCUUCUGUGCUGUGUCUCGCGACCCAACUAUCUAUGAAUAUAGGUGGUUGCAGUUUUCAGCAAUCACUUCCAACACCGGCGGCAACGACGACUAGCAGUCGCCACCUAGCUCCAGGCGAGGUCACCACAACGGCUCCCUUAACCAUUCCCAACAACCUUAUCAGAUGGAUGACACCGUUGUUGUCGUCGCCAUCGUAGUGCGACUCACAAAAACCACAAGCAUCAUACCAAUAGACAGAUAGUAGCGAGACAGAAAGAGAGAACCACCAAAUUCCAGUACCUUUAGAUAAGUUUAUUUUUCUAUGUGUGUUAUUUCUAUAUCGUAGUCUAGCGAGAACGAACAGGAGAUGCCCAUCACCACCAUCAGCACCACAACCAAAUUGGGAAGCGAAAAGGUGCAUCUCGGCUGCAAAGCUUCCACACAGAGGCAUCAUCUAUAUUGAUCCACGAAGCUGAAACGUGUAAUCGGAAAGUAAAAGCAUGGUUGGUUUAAUUGAGGGUACUGGACUGACCGGAUCGACCAUCAUCAUCGUUCUUCUUCAUUUUUGUGCAACCGCUCGGUCUCUUCUUCGGACAAAAAAUAGACUGCCAUGCCGGUUGAAAAUCGAUGACGGUCGUGAUCCUGAUGAUGCAGUCCAGGAUUCGAACGAACGGACCGACAUGUCAAGGGGAUUAAAGGCAAUUGGUUCCGAAAUUGGAUCGGAUUAGCGAGUGGGAUAAUGGGGCAAAAAGAGGUCACUCGGUGGUAGGUAUUUAUAUCGGCUGCGGUAGACUCUGUUGCACGACGGUGCAUAAAGCAACCGAAUGAAGAGUUUUGGUCCAGGGAAGCUGCCAAGUGGCAAUCAGUUUUUCAGACAAUAGCAAGGCUUGGUUGGAAAUUGUCGUAUGAAUUCAUUUUUUUUUUAUAUUUAGAUCAGGUUUAGGAACGCCAGCCUAUGCGUAUUUCAACUAAACCAACAACCAUGCGUCCCCAUAUGGGAAAUUAAACACUUCUGCAAACUCUUAAUUAUAGGGUAUUGUUUCCCAUUUUCAUCCCAUUUAAAAUAGAGAAAAAAAAGUGCUUUUUGGAUAUUUUUGUAAUAUUUGUUAGAAGUGAACACGUACAGGAAUUUGAUUCAGCUAUUUCGAAAUAUGCUUUUGAUUUGGAUUGGUUCACAUUCUCCUUUGCUAUCCCUUUGAAAUUCCAUAUCAAUUCCUAGUAGAACUCCAAAAGAAAUCUGUUUGAUUUUUAUGUAUUUAUUUUCGUUUUUUUUUAUUUAUCAUGAAUUUUUUUUCUGAAAUUAAAAAAAAAAUAAAAAUUUGGUAUUCUAAGUUUUUUGUACUUCACAAGAUUUGAGACUCGAUUUGCCAUAUCUCGAUGAUCUUGGAAUUCCUUAAAACUACACCAGAAAUAUUUUAUUUAAUUUCUUCAGAAAGUCAAUUCAAAAUACUCUCACAUAGUAAUUCGGUAUUAUUAAUGAUCCACUGAUGUUUUGUUUCAUGGUGUUCGCCCAAAAGAACUGUUAUUGAUUUUGAGAAUAAUGUAUAAACCUCAAUGCAAAAACUUUAAGAAGUAUUUUUAACAUAAGCUUAGUUCCGAGACUGACUUCAGAGGUUCUAGAAGUACCUCUAGAUCAGGGAUGCCAUAUAUACAGAUUUAUCUGUAUUAUACAGAUUUUUGAGCAACCGUUCAGAUUUCGUUUUAUAUGAAAUACAGAUUUUUAAGCUUGAGGGGCCAUUUUAUGUUUGUAUGGGAUACAGAUUUUUCGCCAAAAUUUUGUAUGGAAUACAGAUUUUUAGAAAGAGUGACGCAGAUUUUUCAAAAAAAUCAUCUGGCAUCCCUGCUAUAGAUACAUCCCAGUAUUCUACGAAAACAAAACAGUUUUGAAACCUCUGUUAACCUGUCUUAACCCUUUGGCCGACAGGGUACCCGGGUACCCAGCGCCCAUUUAAAAAGCACGGUGCAGAAAAAAUGCAAAAAGUUUGUUGGACACAUAACGGUGUACAGGGAUGUGGAUUCUUAAAGCAAAUCAAAGAAAAUUACCAAAAGUUUCCUAAUUCGAUAUAAAUACCGUCACGAAAAAGCCUUUGUUCACUGGAAUUGGAUCUUUGGUAAAGCAUGUACAAAUUAUUUGGAGUUCAUCGAUUUUUCAUUAAAACUACAAGUUUAUGAAAAUUGACCCGUACUCACCCCUUCGAGGGGGUGAGAAUGGGUCAAGGGAACCGAAAUUGUGCCACACUGACAACAAAGAAAGUUAAUAAAGUCCUGAUCAAGAUAGGUACUACUAACCAAUAGUAUAUUAUAUGAUGGCUAUGAGCUUGAGAUUUUAAACAGUAUCAAUCCACCUAAAAGUGUGAUGUUUCAUCGCGCUUUAAAAGUGGCAUUUUAAAAAGGCCUUAUAUUCAUGCUUUUUUCGAUGAUUUAUCAAAAAUUAACUAAUGAUUUAUCAAAAAUUA